AUGUCCUCCAUAGGGUCACAGUGGCCCCCAAACGCCCCCCAAGCCAAGAACUCAUCGGCCCCGCUCCGCCGAAUACGUGAUUUUGGUCGUUGGCUGGUUUUGGCUGAUGGAGGGCUGAUUUUGGGCUGGUUGGGGCGGGUUCAGGCUGGCUUUGGCACUGGAGACUGGAGUUGGCGAAGAUUGGCAGGCAUUGGCGGAUGGAGGAUUUUGCCCUGUCACCCCGUUCUCGUUCCCUUUCCCGUCUUGGAUCUUCGACCCCUAACUUAUCUUUUGAAUGUCCCUCUCUCGACAAUUACCCCCCCAUAUAAUGUCAAUACCAUGUUAGGUGGUAUAUUCGCUUGGGUCUCGCUAUUAUUCGAGCCUUCGGCCUUUCAAGUGCCACUCAUUCAACCUCAACCUCGUCUGAAAGCCGAGGAUUCCACCGCCCUCAAGCCAACCUCCACCAACCUCCCCUGGCAGGACAUUAUAACCGGCGAUUAUGGACACCCUCCGAAGUUGAAAAUCCACGAUCGUGAAAGUAUCGUGAAAUGGAGCUGGGAGCGGAAAGAUGUCACCCAGGAUCUUCCGCCUCGUAUUCGUAGCGGCCUGUACGGCCGCGCCAACGAUGCGACGGAAAUGAAGUGGAUGCGUGAUGGCAAGAGUGUCGCUGCCAUCUACAGUUCUUUGAUUGUGGUUAUCAACCACACUCCGGAUAUACCCUCUAUCGAUAAGAAAAUCACCUUCGCUGUCAACCGAGAUACGGAUGUGCUUUGGAAUGCACACUCCCUGGAACCCUUGCCCGGUGAUCGCCUCGCUGUCGCCACUACCGGUCAACGAGCCUGGGAUGGUAUUCAGGUCUAUAACAUGAGCUCUGCCCUUCCGCUCGAGGACGAGCCGCCCAUCCUGCAGAAGGUCGAGGGUCUCCGCGCCAUUCAUGCCAUGAUCUGGGACGAAGAGGGCCAAAUGCUAUGGGCGUGCGGCACCAAUGUCGCUGCGGAUGGAUCGGACCCAGAACCUGCCUAUGGUGUCAUCCAGGGAUAUCCAUUCGACAACCAAACAGGUCUGCUUCGCGACGAUCCUGCCUUCAAAUUCACGUUCCCAGAAUACUGGGAUAUUGAUACUGAAUGGGGCCACGGAUACAGCUGGUGGUCAGGCCCGCACGAUCUUGUGCCUGUGCCAAAUGAGCGCAUCUUCCUCGUCUCCAACGACAUCGGAGUGCAAACCUUUGACAUCGCGACCAUGUCUUUCAUCCAUGGUUUCCAAGAAACCAUUGACAAAUAUAUGCCCGGGUUUGAGUGCACCUCCACUGAUCGGCAUGGGAUGAACCGCCAGGGUGAAUGGGAGGAACUCCCAUACUCGGAUCUCAAAGGGUUCAGCCUUGCGCCUGAUGGAGCUUUCAUAUACACGCAAUCACUGUGGAAAUUGUUCCGCGGAAACCAUACCAGUCUCGUGGUCGAUGGAGUUCGCACCCAACUCAUGGAGGGGAAUGAAAUCUACCGGUCGCGAUUCUUUGGUGACAUCGAUGGCUGGCCCAAACCGAAGACGUAA
This is a messenger RNA of Penicillium salamii, 1527 nucleotides long. NCBI's taxonomy places the organism in Eukaryota, Fungi, Ascomycota, Eurotiomycetes, Eurotiales, Aspergillaceae. The record is from the annotation of a GenBank genome assembly.